Molecule: messenger RNA, 684 nt
Organism: Daphnia pulex (common water flea)
Lineage: Eukaryota; Metazoa; Arthropoda; Branchiopoda; Diplostraca; Daphniidae
Product: filaggrin-2-like
Exons: 5
Coding region: 90-581 (163 amino acids)
Source: RefSeq, a predicted model, not a curated record
AGCAAACCUACGCAGUCCAGCAAUAACCAUCGACACUACAAUCAGGAUCCUCAAACAAAGUAGCCUGAAAUCAAUUGAACGCCGAUAACAUGUCUACUUUCAAGAUCGCCUUCAUCGCUUUAGUGUUAGUCGCACUGGGAGCUGUGGCUUCCGGCGAAGACCGCAACUCGGCAAACUAUGACCUGGAGCUUGCUGAGUCUAAAGGAAGGCGUCACAACUACAACAGCUAUCAACAAUCCAGCCAUGGACACAAACAGCAACAACAUGGUUAUAACCAACAUAGCGGACAUGGAAGCCAGCAAAGUUACGGACAUGGAGGGCAAUCCAGCCAUGGAUAUGGUCAGCAACAACACGGAUACAGCCAGCAUAGAGGAUAUGGAACCCAGCAAACUUACCAACAUGGAGGACAAUCCAGCUACGGGCAUGGUCAGCAGCAUCAGGGAUACAACCAACAUAAAGGACACAGCCAGCAAACUUACGGAAGUUAUGGAGGCAAUCCAGGUCAAUCCACCUACGGAUACGGUCAGCAACAACACGCAUACAGCCCACAGUAUGAGAUCAUCAGUGGUGGUACAUACUAAACUCUUGCUAAAUCAGUUAGAGCUCCAAUCCAAGAAAUUGUACGCACAUUAUUUCGGCACAUGGAACGCAUUAUUUUUCUAAAGGGUCAAAAAUAAAUCUAUU